AAAAGUGUUCGGAUUUAGGUGUGUGCGCGUGUGCGUAACGUUUCCAGCGGUGGGCGUGGCGGACGGGAAGCUACCUCCACCUCCACGCGCGUCAGGUUACUUUUUUUGACUGACAGCGUCACCAUGGCAAAUAAUUCCACGCCGGGCUAUUGUCUCGUCCGCGCCGUCCCCGGGCUCGAGUGACCGACCAAUCAGACUGUACGUCCGCGCGUGUUUGCCAGCUUGGAAUAAUAUUUUUAAAAGGGAGCUCCGCACAAGUGUAGAGAAGCGGUAGGAGGAGGGGAAGGCUGCAGCAACUUUUUCACUGUUUCUUACCAACUUUGGAUGAAGAAGUGGGGUCUUUUUUUUCCUCGGGGUUAAUGGCUGGAGUGGAGUGUCACUUUAUGGACUUUCCUCGCUGAUCAGAAAGUCCCCCUAGCUCCUCCACCAUGUCCAUGCUGCCGACGUUCGGCUUCACGCAGGAGCAAGUGGCGUGCGUGUGCGAGGUUCUGCAGCAGGGCGGCAAUAUCGAGCGCCUGGGCCGCUUCUUGUGGUCCUUGCCGGCGUGCGAGCACCUCCACAAGAACGAGAGCGUGCUCAAAGCCAAGGCGGUGGUGGCGUUCCACCGCGGCAACUUUCGCGAGCUCUAUAAGAUACUGGAGAGCCAUCAGUUCUCGCCGCACAACCACCCCAAGCUGCAGCAGCUGUGGCUCAAAGCGCACUACAUCGAGGCGGAGAAGCUGCGCGGACGGCCGCUGGGCGCCGUCGGCAAGUACCGAGUGCGUCGGAAGUUUCCGCUGCCGCGCUCCAUCUGGGACGGCGAGGAGACCAGCUACUGCUUCAAGGAAAAGAGUCGUAGCGUGCUGCGUGAGUGGUACACGCACAACCCUUAUCCAUCCCCGCGGGAGAAGCGAGAGCUGGCCGAGGCCACGGGACUCACCACCACGCAGGUCAGCAAUUGGUUCAAGAACCGGCGGCAGCGGGACCGUGCGGCUGAGGCCAAGGAGAGGGAGAACAAUGAGAACUCAAACAACAGCAACAAUAAUAACGGCAAUCCUCUGACUUCCUCCCUAAACGGAACUAAAACUCUUUUGGGAAGCUCGGACGAUGACAAGACGCCGGCGGGCACGCCCGAUCACCACACGUCCCCGAGCCCGGCGCUGAUGCUGGGCUCGGGCGGGGGCCAGCUGGCCCCCUUGCACGGCCUGGCGCCCCCGCCCGGGCCCAGCGCCAUCCCGGUGCCUGGAGGCGGUGGCGGCGACCCGGUGCAUCACCACCACCAUCACCACCACCACCACCAUUCGAUGCACCACGACACCAUACUGAACCCUAUGUCGUCAAACUUGGUGGACUUGGGCUCGUAGAGCAAGAGUUUGGAGGAAGAGAUUUUUCAGUCGUUUUUGCCUUUUUCAAUAUAGAAAUGUGCCAGUGGGAUUUUUCCUCUUUUUUAUUUUUAUUUUUUAAGAAAGCACUUAAAAGGGACGACAUUUUCUCUUCAAUUGGCAAAAAAGGUGAGGCGGGUCCAUUCUGGUGGAAAGACAAAUGAACAGUAUUUUAGCAAAAUGUAUGUCAGAUUGUUGAAAACAAUAAUAAAAAUGUCUUAAUUAUUUCUAAUCGUUUUACUAUAGGUGGAUUAGAUUGUUAUUGUUUGUUUACAGGGUUUUCUAAGAGAGCCCAUUUUUUGUUGGUGGUGUUUUUAUUUUGUUGAAGCAGGGAGUGAGUGAAUCAAAGGGAGUCGUCCUUAAGUGUCUUAUAAGAAGCCGUCAUAAGAUGAAAUGUCUUUUGAAUAAACUCUUGAUAUUAUGAUGAUUAUUUUUACUAUCAUUUGGAGAGGAAAAAAGGACUGCAUGUGAAGUUGACAUGAUGAAGCCUAAAAGAAAUCGCUUAUAGUUUCAUAUAUUGUUUACAAUAAAAACACAAAUGUGUAUUCAGUUGGACUAUUUCGUUCUUUUGACCCGGACGGAAAAUUAUUAUGGAUGUUUUCUGUUCGUAUUUUAUUCAUGGUAUGUUUUGAUGGUAAAAAAAAACAUUUACCAAGUUAAUUAUGUGGGCAAUGCCAUGUAAAUGAAAGGUUUUAAAACGGCCAUCCUACAAUUAUUCCUUCGAAAAUUAACCU
This is a messenger RNA of Corythoichthys intestinalis (scribbled pipefish), 2095 nucleotides long. RefSeq names its product SIX homeobox 2a (gene six2a). The record is from RefSeq and is a predicted model, not a curated record. Gene Ontology annotation, biological process: regulation of transcription by RNA polymerase II. The transcript is spliced from 2 exons. Gene Ontology annotation, cellular component: nucleus; transcription regulator complex. NCBI's taxonomy places the organism in Eukaryota, Metazoa, Chordata, Actinopteri, Syngnathiformes, Syngnathidae. The coding region runs from base 429 to 1343 and encodes 304 amino acids. Gene Ontology annotation, molecular function: RNA polymerase II cis-regulatory region sequence-specific DNA binding; DNA-binding transcription factor activity, RNA polymerase II-specific.